AUGGUCAUCAUCAACACCCAGAAGAAGCGUGUUCCGUUCGCAGCUUCUCUUCUUCGAACCUGCAGGACCAUUCAUGCCGAGGCUCGUGGGAUCUUCUAUUCUCAGGCUAUUAUCAUUGGUGGCCAGGUUGAUCCGGUCGUUUGGCUACGUGGCAUAGGACCGGGAAACCGGUUCUAUCUGCGCAACAUGCAUCUCGGAUCGACAAUGGGCUUCGACCUCCCCCGCAAGAACUGCCAGGCCGUCACUCGGAAGGUGGCCAAGUUCUUGGCCGACGCACCCAACCUCAAGUCUCUGGAGAUCCGGGCUAUGCGCAUCCCUGACAUUGACUGGGAUCUUCACAAGGAUCUGAAUGGCCAAAUGCAACAGAGGCCAUGGUUCAUCGCAGCGCAGCACAUUGCUAAACUGAUAUACGACGAAUUCCGUCCGGUAUUUUCAGCGGCGCUAUCCCGUGGCCAGACUCCGCAGCAGCUUUGCACCUCUGUCAAGGCCCAUAGGAACCUCUUCUCCGGACAAUCAGACCAGGGACGUGCCUUCGCUACGGAUGUGCUCGCUCUACGCCUGAAUCAAUGGGAGAUUGCUGGGGCAGAGGCAGAAGUAGCUGAACAUUUAAAGUUGCUACUUGAGAGAAACCUACGCCACCGCUGUCACCCUCGCUUUAAGCAACAACCUGGGAUAGUCUGA
Colletotrichum navitas is the source of this 681-nucleotide messenger RNA. RefSeq lists its product as uncharacterized. The record is from RefSeq and is a predicted model, not a curated record. The transcript has a single exon. NCBI's taxonomy places the organism in Eukaryota, Fungi, Ascomycota, Sordariomycetes, Glomerellales, Glomerellaceae. The coding region runs from base 1 to 681 and encodes 226 amino acids.